UCCGUAACGUCAGCCACGUCGCUCUUUACUCGCCAUUUUCCGUCAUCUGAGGCUGGAACCGGACAGUUCGAGUAUUCAGGAGUAACAGAGGACCGACUCGCCGGGGAAGGCGCUUCCUACAACAUGAACAUAUUCAGGCUAACCGGAGAUCUGUCCCACCUUGCAGCUAUUAUCAUUUUGCUGCUAAAGAUAUGGAAAAGCAGGUCUUGUGCCGGUAUUUCUGGAAAGAGUCAGGUUCUGUUUGCCUUGGUGUUCACCACUCGAUACCUGGACCUGCUCACGUCCUUCAUCUCCCUCUACAACACCACCAUGAAGGUCAUCUACAUCGGAUGCUCGUACGCCACCGUGUACCUUAUCUACAUGAAGCUCAAGGCCACGUACGACGGGAACCACGACACCUUCAGAGUGGAGUUCCUCAUCGUCCCUGUGGGGGGGCUGGCCUUCCUGGUUAACCAUGACUUCUCUCCCUUGGAGAUCCUGUGGACAUUUUCCAUCUAUCUGGAGUCGGUGGCUAUUCUCCCCCAGCUGUUUAUGAUCAGUAAAACGGGCGAGGCCGAGACCAUCACCACCCACUACCUGUUCUUCCUGGGACUCUACAGAGCGCUCUACCUCAUCAACUGGAUAUGGAGGUUCUACUUUGAGGGCUUCUUUGAUAUGAUCGCCAUUGUGGCAGGAGUGGUUCAGACCAUUCUCUACUGCGACUUCUUCUACUUGUAUGUAACAAAAGGAGCAAUAACCACGACAGAGGCAUAUUUGGAUUUGGGUGUCCAAACAGACGGUGUUGUCCUGUCUGCAAAUGAAGGUUAUGUUGUGGUCAGUUAGAUGGUGAGAAAUGGACCACUUGUGCUGAAAGGCAAGAAGCUGAGCCUGCCUGCCUAAGUGCCAAAGAGACCUGAAGCCAGGAUCCAGCAGGAAAGAAGGAACUGCACCCCCCCCAGUAAGAUGCCUGAGACAGAAGCAGGCCUGGAGCCGUCGCGUCAGCUGCACCGGUCAACUCCGGACACCUGCAGAGGCUCAGCAGGGCUCCCGGGUUUCUGUUUGAUACAUCUUGCCUUAACUGUUGCAUUGCUCUGGAGAGGAACAGGGGCGGUGCAGGGUCUGGAAUUCGACACGACCAAUAAGAACUGAAAAUUUAGAUAUGGCUCUAAGUCAGUGGGGUGGACUUGAUGUGGUGAGAUGGUGUUGAGCGCCAGAGGAGCCAUGGUUUCCUGAGUCACUGAGAAUGAGUUGGCUGAUAAAUACGACACACACGUAUUACACCUUCUACACACUGAGCUCCUUGUGCAUCCACCAUGUAGAGCAUAGGAGUGAUUAAGAAAUCCAGCGUCAUGAGGGGGUAAUUGGUUCUGUUUGCCAUAAAAGUUUUUAAUAGUACUUUUUAGAAGUAAUGAAGAAUAAACAGUUAAGUGGACGAGUAAAGGCAGACUAGCAUUAGUGUAAAUGAACGCCCACUAUCACCUGUAAAUACACAUUACCACGUGUUCAUGGAGCAGGAUUCAGUAACUCACUGGUCUCACUAUACAGGCGUCUUCUUUUACCUUUUAUUUAGUUGCUGCUGAUUUCCAAUAAACAAUGUAAAACUUCUUGAUUUUAA
Nothobranchius furzeri (turquoise killifish) is the source of this 1594-nucleotide messenger RNA. RefSeq names its product KDEL endoplasmic reticulum protein retention receptor 2b (gene kdelr2b). The record is from RefSeq and is a predicted model, not a curated record. Gene Ontology annotation, molecular function: ER lumen protein retrieval receptor activity. Gene Ontology annotation, cellular component: cis-Golgi network; membrane; endoplasmic reticulum. Lineage: Eukaryota; Metazoa; Chordata; Actinopteri; Cyprinodontiformes; Nothobranchiidae. Gene Ontology annotation, biological process: endoplasmic reticulum to Golgi vesicle-mediated transport; protein retention in ER lumen.